UUUCUUCAAUUUCUUCUAUGUCUUCAUCGUCUUCGUCCGAGUGGUAUUCAUCAUCUUCGGAAGAGGAUGCUAUUAUGCACAACAUGAUUAUGAACGCGGCUCAGGUGUUCAUGGCGGCCGAUGAAGGGUCGUCCCAACGGCUAACUAGACGAGCAAAAUAUAACCGAGACCAAGAAGCCGGCCACGAUAAACUAGUAGCCGAUUAUUUUGCCGACGAACCCGUGUACCCAGCCGAGAUUUUUCGACGUCGUUUCCGCAUGAGUCGUCCACUGUUCUUACGUAUUGCAGGCGACAUGGCGCUGUCUAAUCCGUUUUUUACAUUGCGAAACGAUGCUAGGGGGCAAAGGGGUUUCAGUAAUUUACAAAAAUGUACGUCGGCCAUUCGCCAACUUGCAUACGGUUUCGCACCCGAUGCAUUAGACGAGUACAUUCGGAUGUCUGAAAGAACCGCACGUCGAUGGUAUACUCAUACUAGAGAUGGGCAUAAAAACCGGUUCCUACCUGAUUCCAGUGGACCCGACCCGUACCCGGUUCCGGUUCCUACCCGGCUAAUAGUAGAACCGGUUCCGGGUUCAAAAAACCCGUAG
Molecule: messenger RNA, 587 nt
Organism: Helianthus annuus (common sunflower)
Lineage: Eukaryota; Viridiplantae; Streptophyta; Magnoliopsida; Asterales; Asteraceae
Exons: 3
Coding region: 18-587 (189 amino acids)
Source: RefSeq, a predicted model, not a curated record